Molecule: messenger RNA, 914 nt
Organism: Python bivittatus (Burmese python)
Lineage: Eukaryota; Metazoa; Chordata; Lepidosauria; Squamata; Pythonidae
Source: RefSeq, a predicted model, not a curated record
CCCAGUAUGGAUUCCCUUCCAGCUGUGGGGCCUGGCUCGCUGCCUUCCUCCCCUGAGACCGAUCUUCCGCUCCCGUUGAAGAAGUUUUAUCGGGGUGAACCACUGGCCCUGGGGAUCACACAGAUAUUUACAGGAAUCAUAGGAAUCGUUUUUGGGCUCCUGGUCAACCUAAUAGAUGGAUAUAUGAUUGACUACACAAUGAUAAAGAUGCCCUAUUGGAGUGGAAUCUUGUACAUCAUAUCCGGAUCCUUAGCUGUGGCAGCUGCUCGGAAGCCCAAGUUGCCUCUGGUAAGUAGCCCACUGGAGACAAGUGAAGGCCAUGGCUUAAUCAGAAACCAUCCAUCUCUGGGGUCCUGGCCAGAAUCUCUACCCUCUUCAAGAAAGAUUGAGAAAGCCGCUCAUCCAACACCUUGGGGGGCUACAACCCAUUGGGUUGCCAAUCAUGAGCUUGGUGGAUUUCUGAUGUUGUCAGAUCGCUACCAUCAAAUGGAGCAUCCUGAUGAUUGUGGCUUUUGUUUAAGAGCCUCUCCCCUCCAAAUUCCUGGCCUGAAUUCCCUUUUUGAAAGCUCCAGGUCUUUUGUGGGUCUCUUUAUGCCAGUGUUUGGCAAAGAGGUUCUGUGUCUCCAUCUCUGAUUGAAUGUUCUGGUUGGGUGAGCCAGUUUCUUCCAAGGAAGCAAACGUCUUGAACCUGUCUCUCUUCCACCAUGGUGGCCAGUUGGGCAGAGAAAUGAGAGUCUGUGUCCAAAUUGCACCCCUCAAGAGGAGCAAGAAGGAAUUUAGCCAUUCUUACAAUGGUGUAGAGGGUAAAAGCCUCAACUCUUCUGCCUAAAGCAAAUGCAGAACUGAAAGGCAGCUGAACUCCUCUGUUCCCAUCACCAUCAGAGAAAUCUGGUGAUUGCAACACAGCUACUGUU